Molecule: messenger RNA, 1065 nt
Organism: Australozyma saopauloensis
Lineage: Eukaryota; Fungi; Ascomycota; Pichiomycetes; Serinales; Metschnikowiaceae
Product: polyubiquitin-binding protein
Exons: 1
Coding region: 1-1065 (354 amino acids)
Cellular component (GO): VCP-NPL4-UFD1 AAA ATPase complex
Molecular function (GO): polyubiquitin modification-dependent protein binding
Source: RefSeq, a predicted model, not a curated record
AUGUUUUCCGGAUUCGGCACCGACUUCUUCUCCGGAACACCCUUCCAGCCCCAAAACACCCGUUUUGAAGAUUUCUUCCGCUGCUACCCGGUCGCAAUGAUGCCGGACAAUAUCAGAAAAGACGACUCCAAUUUCGGUGGCAAAGUGUUUCUCCCGCCGUCGGCAUUGAGCAAGUUGACAAUGCUUCACAUCAGGUACCCGAUGUUGUUUGAAUUGACCAAUGAUGCUGCUGGUAUUACUACACAUAGUGGUGUUCUAGAGUUUGUAGCUGAAGAGGGUAGGGUAUACAUUCCUCAGUGGAUGAUGCAGACGCUUCAAUUGCAACCUGGGUCGCUUAUCAAGAUCGCAAGUUGCGACUUGCCCAAUGGUCUGUUCGUGAAGCUCGAGCCGCAGCUGGUGGACUUCCUAGACAUAUCUGAUCCAAAGGCCGUUCUAGAGAAUGCGCUCCGGAAGUUUUCCACGUUGACAGUAAACGAUAUCGUAGAAAUUGACUACAACGAUACCAAGUAUGGCAUUAAGAUCUUGGAAGUCAAGCCCGAGUCUGCCAACCACGGUAUUUGUGUGGUGGAAACUGACUUGGAGACCGACUUUGCUCCGCCUGUGGGCUACGUAGAACCUGAGAGAAAGCCCGCGCGCGAGGCCGGCCCACAAACCCCGAAAAACGUCAAGGCUAGCGCAGGCGCAGGAACCAUGGCUCACUCCAUUGGGUAUGCCGCUAUGGUCUCAGAGGGUAACACCCAUGUGUCAUUCCAUGGCGCGGGACAGAAAUUGUCAGGGAAGGAAGUUAAACAAGAGAAGAAGAGUAUUUCUAUAGAUGACUUGGAUCAAGACGCUGCUCCCGUGCCAUUGGAGCUCCCGGAGAACCAGAUUUUCUUGGGCUGGCCUGUGAAAAUAGCGGUUGACACCGAGGCGGAAGCGAACAAGAAGGCAGAUGAUGAGCCAGUGUAUCACGGAGAGGGAAAAACAUUGAGACAGAGUAAAAAACGUACCACUGCGACUUCUGGCGCCAGCGCGCCCUUGAAGAACCACUCACGAAGCCCUGACUAUAUUGAGAUUGAUGACUAA